UUAGUCCCCACAGUACUGCAUGAUUAUGAAACCAGUGCGGUCAUGUGAUGUCUUCUCUCAUCACCAUCAGGACAAGUUGGAAGCCUGACCUUCCUCUCCAGCAGCAGCAGCACAGUUUGAAGGCAGGAGGGCUGAAGAUCAUAACAACCGAGCAGCGGCAGUGCACUCUACGCAACACUAGGGGCGGAGUUUGACCUCCCAAAUCUCCAUAACAUCACUAAUCCGCGUCGGACAGUCUGGUACAGGCCAAACGGGGGAAAAAAAAAAAAAAAAGACAGGGAGAAAUUUUCCACGGAAACGACACAGUCCUUUACCCUGUGCGCGGCACAAGCCACUGACUUGAGGCUGCACAGAGGAGACUGAAGCCAGCUGCAGCCAGGUUGUUGUCAGGAUUUAAGGAGAAGAAGCAGAAGUGAAGGGACCUCUGACUGACAGCCGGACCGCCCUGCGCCUUCAGCCAGCUGCGCUGUUGAGCUGCCAUUCAAUGUCCAGUAGCUCGAGCCUGAUGCUGCCCUGUGGCUGAUCUCCAACAUGCCGUCCACAAACUGCUGUGGAGGUGCGUGGGGGUGACAUGGAUGGAACCCAGGGCACCAGCUCCCAUGUCCCGACAUGUCCAGCUGCAGCAAGUUUCCCCCCAACUCUGGAGAAAGUAGACGGCAGGAUUCACCUGGCAUCUGGAUCACUGAUCUGCAGGUUCUAACUCCAUGGCAUGGGUGAAGAAGUUCAAGAAACCCACAGGAGGCCUGAAGAAGUCCUACCAGCCGGGGAGCAUGAUGUCCCUCGCACUGACUAAAGGGCUGCUGAACGAGCCCGGGCAGAACAGCUGCUUCCUCAACAGUGCUGUUCAGGUGCUCUGGCAGCUGGACAUCUUCAGGAGAAGUCUGAGGCAGCUCUCAGGUCACUUUUGUCUAGAUGAUGCUUGCAUUUUCUGCUCCUUGAAGAGUAUAUUCAGCCAGUUUCAGCAGAGCAGAGAGCGUGUCCUCCCCUCGGACAGCCUGCGUAACGCCCUAGCUGAAACCUUUAAGAACGAGCAGCGCUUCCAGCUCGGCCUGAUGGACGACGCUGCUGAGUGCUUUGAGAACAUCCUGGAGCGAAUUCAUUUACACAUAGCCUCAGACACGGCGACUGACGCCUGCUCGUCCAAAUCCUGUAUUACCCAUCAGAAGUUCGCCAUGAUGCUUUACGAGCAGUUUGUGUGUCGUUGUUGUGGAGCAUCUUCAGACCCACACCCCUUCACAGAGUUUGUUCAUUAUGUGUCCACCACUUCCUUAUGCCAACAGGUGGAUCGGUUGAUGGGGAAGAACGAGCGGCUCAGGUCCGACAUGUUUGGAGAACUGCUGCAGGCGGCAAACAGCACGGGGGACCUCCGAAGCUGCCCUAGUGACUGCGGUCAGAGCAUCAAGAUCCGCCGUGUUCUCAUGAACUGUCCAGAGAUAGUCACUAUUGGGUUUGUUUGGGACGCAGAGCAGUCUGACCUCAUGGACGAUGUCAUCCGGUCCAUUGGCCCGCGUUUAAACUUGUGUGGGCUUUUUAACCGAGUGACUGAUGAAAAUGCCAAACGCAGCGAGCUUCAUCUGGUGGGGAUGAUCUGUUUUUCGAGUAAACAUUACUCAGCUUUCGCCUAUCACACCAAGUCUUCGAAAUGGAUGUUUUUUGAUGAUGCCACUGUGAAGGAGAUUGGAUCCAAAUGGAAGGAUGUCGCCUCAAAAUGCAUCAGGGGACAUUUCCAGCCGCUUCUGUUAUUCUACACCAAUCCUGAUGGGAGUCCAGUGUCUAAUGAAGAUGCACCAAGACAAACUACCAUGUGUCCUCGCUACAAAGCCCAUGUAAACGGUGAUGGGACCAUGAAACAUCCACUUGGCAGUCCCAAGAACUUUCAGGAACCUUUUAUGGAUUAUUUACAGCGACCAGGUGAAACAUCAAAAAAGGACAGGGGACAUCGAAAAACUGAGCCAUCACAACACAAAGACACAACACAUCUAAGAUCUUCAUCUCCACCAGAGAACGGGCCGAGACCUCCGGCUGAAAAACUAAAAAGUUAUUCACAUUUGGACAAGUCAUCGAACUAUUCAAGCAGAGGAUCUCAGGAGCCACAUGGACCACAGGGCAGUGCACAGAGUGGAGGACAUAACCGGAAGACUAAUGUUUCCCCAGGUCGCUAUGAUCCGGAGAGCUCCCACAAGCACUGGGACAAAGGAAGCCAAAGUAAGUCCAAGUCAACUUGGAGRCCCAUUCGGGAAGUUCUGAAUGUGGACACAGUCCUGAAUGAACUGGAGCAGCGGCGCCAGCAGCAACAAGACAGCCCGCGAUGCAGCAAGUCCUCCUCCCAGGAGAGACCACGCACUGAACACAGAGGAGACAGAGAGCGGGAACAUGCUCGGACCAGAGAGGAUCGGAAACAGAAGUGCUUGAUGACGAUUUAUGAGGACGAGCAGCGCCACGAGACAGAGAGCCACAGCUCCGUCGAGUCAGAAAGCAGGACCAGCCAGCCGAGGUGUAGCAGACUCAAAGGUUGUCCCAAGACUCUGCUGCGUAGUGACACCUGGACCAUUCAGAGAACUGAGUCUGGCUACGAGAGCAGCGAUCGGCUCAGCAGUGGCUCCACCAAUCCUGACUCACCUGGGGUUGAUGGCUUGGGUAUUAAACCGGAUCUGAGGCUAACACCUGAGCUACAUCUGCAAAGCCAGCUGCAUCAAAGAGGAGGAAAUACAAAACCAAGUUUAAUGCCACCCGCCUCUCACAGUGGUAAACAUCAGAUAAAAUCUCAGGGAAACCAAGACCAAGUUUCACUUUCACAUCCAAAAGUCAGUCCAAGUUCAAGACGAAAAUCUAAGUAUUCUUCCAGCACCUCUAGAAAGGCAGCAUCAUCGGAGACAAACUCCAGUGGUUCAGAUAACAGGCAGAGUGAGCACCAGGAGCUGACAAACUGCAGAGGAUACAGCAGUGAAGGGAUGACCCCAAGACAAAUUACCAAAACCAGUAGUUCAGAGUGGAACAGCUCCGAUGAUCUUGUUCUCUCAGAGUCUGAAGACAGAGAAAGCACUUACCUCUCCAGUAACAGUGAGGCUGUCGCCUCUGACUCCCAGUGCCCUCCCAUAGACCUGCUCUACCCCACUAAUGUGACAUCAGAAACUGUCCAAGCGAACAACCAGCGUCAGCUCGGGUCGACCGGGUCGCCUCACCUUCGACCCAGCCAACAGAUCUCUCCCGGUGAAGCCAGCCACUCUGCGUUUCGUCCAAGGAUGCUUCAGGAACACUUCCCCUCAAGUCCCCGCCUCUCAUCAGCAUCCCACGUCAGUCCUCACCGGAGWCCUGACGUUUCAGGCCUCAGGACCUUUUCAGACGCCAGCUCGAAGUCGGGCUCUGACCCAGAGAGGAGUACUCAGUCGUCGUGCGACAGCGAGGACAGACUGACGGGGUGCAGAGGGGAAGAGGCAGCACCAGCUCCAGAGGUUUCUCUGACAACGUACUUUAACGUGGACAACUGUAUGACGGAAACAUACCGCCUCAAGUACCACAACCAGAGACCCCUGGUCCUCUCUGCCACAGUGCCACGGACCACAACAGAGAGUGAGCGCAGAGAGAACAGCCACACACUUCCCAAUGAUGCACACUCACAAGACGUGCCAAAAGCCAGACCUGAAACAAGCCAUAAUAGCAAUAAACCUGCUGCAAAAUGGAAGCCAGUGACGGCCAAAGGACUGGAUGAACGGGGUUUUUUAUGAGCAUUAAGUCGUGUUUACAUGGAUGGACCGCAUAUCUGAAUGCCAAAGAGUUUACCGAAUGGAAGUAUGUCCAGACGCGCCAACAUCUCCAAACUGGCUGGAGCUUAUUUAUGCAAGCUUGUCCUAUAAAUAAAACCUAUUUCUGAUA
Molecule: messenger RNA, 3873 nt
Organism: Austrofundulus limnaeus
Lineage: Eukaryota; Metazoa; Chordata; Actinopteri; Cyprinodontiformes; Rivulidae
Gene: usp53b
Product: ubiquitin specific peptidase 53b
Exons: 17
Coding region: 705-3725 (1006 amino acids)
Biological process (GO): response to auditory stimulus; protein deubiquitination; sensory perception of sound
Cellular component (GO): cell-cell junction
Molecular function (GO): cysteine-type deubiquitinase activity
Source: RefSeq, a predicted model, not a curated record